AUGACGGCUGACGUUUGUACACAAUUGUAUAAUGCAUCCUCAUGGGUAUUGAAUGAUCUCUAUUGUCCAGCACAAUUCGAUCGAAUAUCAUGCUGGCCACCAACAAAAGCUGGUAUUCGACGUAUUAUAUCAUGUUCAACACAUAUCUUUCCUCAUGCUAGUCCAUAUGCAUAUGCUUCCCGAUUGUGUACAAAUAAAUCUCAAUGGGAUAUACGAAGUAAUUAUGAAUUAUGUAUUGGUUGUUCAUCGGAUGGUUAUCCUAAUAUGACAGAAACAUUUUCCAUACCUCCUAAUUAUAUAAUAGCACGAAAAUAUUUUAUUGUUUGUGCGAAUAUUCUUUCUAUUACACUUCUUAUUAUUGGUAUUUUUAUUUUACUUGGUAAUAGUCGUCUUCGAAAAUAUUCGAGAAAUAUUCUUCAUGUUAAUAUAUUUUUCGUUUUUCUUAUCCGAUCAAUUAUUCAACUAAUUGCUGAACUCUAUAUGAAUAAAGGUUAUUUUUCUCAUAAUGUAUUUGAACGUACAGAUGCAUGUAAUCGAACAAAUAUUUAUUUCAAAGAAGAUCAUUUACUUGAUUGUAAAUUAUUUACAAUUCUAAUGAAUUAUAUUAGUAGUAGUGUUGCACAUUGGUUUGUGUUUUGUGAAGCUUUAUAUUUAUAUCGAUUGUUACGUGCUAAACCGCGUAAAGAUCAGGUUCGAUGGUAUAUUUUAACAGGAUGGUGUGAGUACAUUAAAAUAUUUAAUACCAUAGAUACGGAAGAAAAACAUAUAUUUAUGUCAUUUUCAGUAGCACCACUUUAUUUAACAACAAGUACAUAUGUAAUACGUUGGAUAUUGAAGACAGAUUUAUAUACAUGUUGGUUUGAACCAUCAAUCUAUGAUUGGAUUCUUCAUGGACCAAAUGUCAUUCUUCAAAUUUUAAAUAUGUGUAUUUUUACUUAUAUAUGCACAUUACUCAUACGAAAACUUAAUACACCUCAUCAAGUAGGAGCACCUUCUGAUCAACGACGUUUUUCGAAAUAUAGUCGUUUAACACGUUCAACUUUAAUAUUAUUACCUUUAUUUGGUAUACAUUAUUUUUUCUUUAUGUGGAAUACAAAACCAUUGUUAAUAUCGAAUUUAAUUGUUAUUCAUCUUACUGUUCAUACUAUAUCAUCAUCACUUCAAGGUGUACUUGUUGCAUUAGUAUAUACAAUAGUUAAUUCUGAAGUUCAACGUGAAGUACUUCGAAGUUUUCAACGUUGUUUAAUACGUCAUGACUCAUCAUGGGAAGAAAGCGGAAUAUUGCGUAAUUAUAUAAAUAAAUUAGAAAAUGAACGUUUAUAUUCAUUGGGUAGCCAUCGAUCAAAAUCAUCAAUACCUGGUCAAUAUCGUCCAAGACUAUCAAGUAAUUUUACACAAAACCCUUAUACAAAUCGGGAUAGAAAUAAUUCAAGUACUCCAAAUCAACGCGAUUCUCUGUAA
Molecule: messenger RNA, 1461 nt
Organism: Adineta steineri
Lineage: Eukaryota; Metazoa; Rotifera; Eurotatoria; Adinetida; Adinetidae
Source: the annotation of a GenBank genome assembly